AUGGCUGCCAAUGUACAACGCAAAGCUUGUUUGAAGCAAAUUCAUUCUCAGUACUUGCAAAAGCCUUUGCAACACUAUGAGCCUUCUUGCAAAAUGGGCGGUGCUGUUCUGCAAUUUGUUGUGAAAGAUGAGGUUGAAGAAGAGGCUGGAUCAUUUUCACCUCAACUUUUGUAUGGUGAUAAUAGUGAAAAUGAAGCAAUUGACCCUGAGGAGGACAGGAGUAUACUAGAAAACGCGCUUAUAGCUGUAAUUGAAGAACGAAAAGAUCAGAUUCAAGAACCUGUGGCGCGAGAGCAACCUCCAUUAUUGGAGAAGUUCAAUCUGAUUACAGCCAUGGGAGCCAUGGAGGAAGGUGAUGUAGUAAUUGGUUCUGAUGCUGAACUGAACCUGGAUUCACAGGUAGAAUGGUGGCUUGACAAGUACCGGACAAGAAAGCCCAAAACUCACUCUGAUCAUGACAAUCCACCUCCGAAGAUUGUGCUAGGAUACAAGUUUGCUAUCUUCUACCCAGACCUGAUUAACAGGACAGAGACUCCAACUUAUACAUUUGAGACUGAUGGGAGCAAUGGUGAGACCUCCAUUCUAAGGUUUCAUGCAGGGCCACCUUAUGGGAACAUUGCAUUCCGAAUUGUGAAAAAAGAUUGGGAUAAGAGUCAUACAAAGGGAUUCAAGAGCAUGUUUGGUGGAGGCAUUUGUGGCUUCAUUUCAACUUCAGACGCUACUCCUAUCGCAGGUGACAUAGAGCACUUUGGAGAAGAGCUUUUAAGGGAUGAACUCCUCAAGAGAGGCGCCUUGGAAGAUGAACUCUUUGUUGAGAAACUUCUUUUCUCUGUGGUCUCAUGGACGUCGCUAUUCUUACUACUACCCUAUGAUUUCCUCAUUCUUGAAGGUGAUCCAUCAUUUAUUUUGGAGACACUGCUGUCGUACGGUGCUCCAUUAUGGGCACUAGUGCCAAUGAAAGAUGCCAUAUUAGAUGAGAUUGAUGUUCGUGAAUCCCCAGUGAUUAAUACCGGUCGUGAUCAAUGGGCAAUUAGGGUAUGUGGUUGUGUGCUAGCUAUAUAUGCUUGGGAGAACAUGCAUGAUGAUUAUACGCAAAUGGAACGUCAGAGUAAUGAGCUAUCAUCUACCGUUCCUCCUCUCCAACUUCUCUUACGUUUCAUCGUUCCAACUGAAGAGUGUAAAUCCAUUGUCGCUAAUGGCUAUCAGCAACGAAAAGAUGGUAGCUGCCACAAGAAUGGUCAUAUAUUUGCCGAUGCAGCAUCAUCAAGAUUCCCAUCAGAAAGGAACCGUUCGAGUAAAGGCGGUGACCAUCUGGAUCAAAUGCAAGUUAAUGAUCAGCAGUACCAGAAUAAAAAUACUCCGAGGAGUGAUCCAUACGUUCCCACUGCUUUUCCGUCUACAGGUGUCUAG
Molecule: messenger RNA, 1410 nt
Organism: Dovyalis caffra
Lineage: Eukaryota; Viridiplantae; Streptophyta; Magnoliopsida; Malpighiales; Salicaceae
Source: the annotation of a GenBank genome assembly